GAUUUGGCCGAUCUUUGGUGGAAAGUGUGUUACGAUGACAUCAUAUUCCCGGAACAUGUGAUCAAAAGUAGGCAAAGCGGUGGAAAGUCUGUGCUAUCGUUGAAUCCGUCGGAAAUCGACGAAUACGCGGCCUCUGGUAAGGCGUCGACAGCGAAGGUGCCAUCGGUUGUCAAUUCACUGAUCAGCGCCGCCGGAGUUAUUGACUCAGUUCUGAUCGGCGUCUAUAAAGGCAUCAAAGUUGCGGUCAAACCGCUGAACGUUAAGCGCAUAAAUUUGAGCCGAGAAUUACUACAAGAAUUGAAAUUUGUAUUAAUUUUAAUGCCUUUUUUAUACCAUAUUGUUAUCACCCAACUAAUGAUCGAUACCUUUCUCUUCUCCACAUUUCUUAUUGUCAUCUCUAAGCAGAUGCGAGAACUGACUCACGAAAAUUUGGUCAGAUUUGUGGGUUUGUGUCCGGAGGACAACAAUCCGGCCGUUUUGACAGAACUAUGCAUUAGAGGCAGUCUUCGGGAUCUGUUGGAGAACGAGAAGAUUAACAUCGACUGGAAUUUCCGAUACUCAAUGAUGACGGAUAUCGUGGAGGGCAUGAUAUUCCUCCAAAACAGUUGCCUCGACUUUCACGGGCGGCUUAAGUCCACCAAUUGUGUGGUCGACGGGAGGUUUAUGGUUAAGAUCACUGAUUAUGGCUUAAGAGCACUGCACGAACAGGUGCUCCAGGAGCAAGACGUUAACCCACGAGCACUCUUCUGGACAGCACCGGAGCAUUUGAGAGCAAGAGAUCCGUUAACUUCGGGUUCAAAGAAAGGCGAUGUCUAUGCGUUCGCUAUAAUACUUCAGGAGCUGAUCACUCGUUGCGGACCAUUCGAGUCGUUGGAGAGAUUGGGCCGAAAGAGGAUUAUAUACGAGCCAAACGAAGUGUUGGAUCGGAUCCGUAUGGGAACUGUACCGCCGUUUAGGCCGGAAGUGGCGCCCGACGAGUGCUCCAAAGAGUUGCUGAAUCUGAUGCACGAGUGUUGGUCGGAGUCGGCGAACGGACGGCCGGACUUUUUGCAGAUCAAGGUGAAACUGCGCAGGAUCACCCAGGGCAUCACCAGCCGCAACUUCCUCGACAAUCUGUUGAAACGUAUGGAACAGUAUUCCCAAAAUCUGGAGCGCAUUGUCACCGAAAAGACCGAAUCGGUUAUCGAAGAGAAGCGCAAAACCGAAGAACUGUUGUAUCAAUUGUUGCCCCGAUUUGUGGCCGAAGAGCUGAAGAAAGGCAUUCACAUCCAACCCGAGAGCUUCGAAGCCGUCACUAUAUUCUUCUCCGAUAUCGUGGGCUUUACAUCGCUUUCAAGCAUUUCUACGCCUAUGCAAGUGGUGGAUCUUCUCAACGACUUGUACUCGUGUUUCGACGCAAUCAUUGACAUCUAUGACGUUUACAAAGUGGAAACUAUAGGCGACGCAUAUAUGGUAGCCUCAGGUCUGCCGAUCAGGAAUGGCAGCGAACACGUCCGAGAGAUCGCACGCCUGGCUCUCGACCUCCGGAGGGCCACAAAUGCGUUCAAAAUCAGACAUUUGCCUAAAAGGAAACUCCAGCUGAGAAUUGGUUUCCAUUCGGGUCCCUGUGUUGCCGGAGUGGUCGGUCUUAAAAUGCCUAAAUACUGUCUCUUCGGAGAUACUGUGAACACGGCUUCAAGAAUGGAGACAAACGGGGAACCGCUGAAGAUUCAUAUAUCGGAAGCGUCGGAGAAACUAUUGAAAAGUUUUAAAACUUUUGUGAUCGUUCCGCGCGGAGAGGUUGAGAUUAAGGGAAAGGGAAAGAUGACUACCUAUUGGCUGGAAUCGGAGAACCAAAAGUUGACGCAUAAUAACAAUCAUCAUGACUACAAUGACUUUAGACCAAUUCAGGAUCAGGUGCAGAAUAUCACCCAGGGCAUUCCCACAAUCGAAACAUGAUUUGAUUGGUAUAAACAGUGAUUUACAAUUGGUUUGUUUGGUACUCGCGAUUGC
Molecule: messenger RNA, 1992 nt
Organism: Medioppia subpectinata
Lineage: Eukaryota; Metazoa; Arthropoda; Arachnida; Sarcoptiformes; Oppiidae
Source: the annotation of a GenBank genome assembly